UCAUAUCAUCAUCAUCAUCUUUGGAACCGAUUUCAGUACCAGUUUUAAAAUGCGACAGCUCUUAGGCACGCGACGCUUCUUUCUGAGCGGCAAAAAUAAAAUUAGCAUCAUGAAUCCGUGCAGCAGCUACUCUGCGAUAGUCUGCUCCAUACUCCGUGCCAUCCAUAAAUUGGCGAUUCUCGGACUGCUCUGUCUGCUGGUCAUGAUGUGGCUGCAUAGGGCGCCGGAGCCAAAAGCCCCUAGGGCUGCUCCGCCAGCAGCGCGUAUCUUUUGCAUUAUCUCCACCUACUACCAUCGGCAUGAUUCGGCGGCGGUGCAUGUGAAACGCACCUGGUCCAAGCACUGUGAUAAGUUUCUGUUUGUCAGCGAUGAUGCCCACGAGGAGCUGGAGCCCGCCGUCUUUCAGAAUUUGAAUGAUAAAUGGACGCAAAUGCGUGCGCACUUUGAGUACGUGUACAAAUAUCACUUUGACGAGUCCGAUUGGUUCCUCUAUGCCAAUGAUGAUAACUUUGUCGUGGUGGAGAACCUGCGCUACAUGCUACAGCCCCAUAGCCCCGAGAAGCUCAUUUACUUUGGCUGCAAGAUGCAAAAUGCCGCCAACCAGACCUACAUGUACCAGCGAUCGAGCAUCGUCUUUAGCAGCGCUGCACUCAGGCAAUUUGUCCUGAAGGCCAUGCCUAAUGAUACCCUCUGCAGCUCAAGCCCUCAGGGCGACGCUGCAACUGAGCAACUGGGCCGUUGUCUUAGCAAAGUCAAUGUUCUAGCUGGCGAUAGCCGAGAUCACUUGGGCGAUCACCGUUUUAUACCUUUCGUAUUGAAAAAUCACCUGGGCAGCCCACUGAAUGCAUCACUGGAGCCGCACAAAUACUUCCUCGAUCGGUUCUACUACGAUGUAGUCGAUCUCAACGUGCCAGCCUCAUCACGCUUAAUUAGCACAAAAUUCGAAUAUAUGCCAAAUAUAUACAACUUUUAUUAUCUAACGUAUCAGGUGAGGAUAUUUGGAGCCUCCCAAGCGAGAGCAUGGAAAGGAGAACUCGAAGGAGUCCAAGCCAAAUCCAAGGUUCCACAUGAAGAAUAAACCUGUGCCGUUAAUCAA
Molecule: messenger RNA, 1096 nt
Organism: Drosophila montana
Lineage: Eukaryota; Metazoa; Arthropoda; Insecta; Diptera; Drosophilidae
Product: glycoprotein-N-acetylgalactosamine 3-beta-galactosyltransferase 1
Exons: 4
Coding region: 50-1078 (342 amino acids)
Cellular component (GO): membrane
Molecular function (GO): N-acetylgalactosaminide beta-1,3-galactosyltransferase activity
Source: RefSeq, a predicted model, not a curated record